Messenger RNA from Porites evermanni, 6495 nucleotides. The record is from the annotation of a GenBank genome assembly. NCBI's taxonomy places the organism in Eukaryota, Metazoa, Cnidaria, Anthozoa, Scleractinia, Poritidae.
AUGGCAACGACUGUUCCUACGGUGAAAGACGAAGAAUUGGAGCAGCUCGUUGAAAGACUGUUGGAUUACAAAGUCGGAAGGUACCAGAAAUUCGAUGAUGCUUGCGGCGGGAUAAUGGAAGGCUUCCGCUUGAAUAUCGUCCUUUUUGGAAUGACUGGUUCUGGAAAAUCGGCCCUGAUUAACACGAUCUUCGAAUGCUUGGAGAUGGACAUACGUCCUGCCGUAACUCAAACGACUGGAAGGGAAGGAACGAAGGUUUUGGAGUCUUGUGAUCUGCUGCCGAACAAUGUCAUAGUCUAUGACACAAGAGGCUUUUCCGAUUUUGGCAAAACGGAGGAAGGUAGGAACUUUUCAGUUCUAACAUAAUUUUAUUUCGUACAAUACAGUACGUGUUUGUUAGUCUAGCGUAUAGAGCCCCCGGAAGCGAGAUGUAGCCAUAAUUUUGUGCCUUUGAGCAGUCAAAGAAUUGAUGAGCCGAAAUUUCGCCGUAAUAUAGUGUUUAUGGUUUCCUUCGAUUCUGUUCAAAACGUACCACGAUAGAAAUGCCCGAUAAUUAAAAGUUUGCUAAUAAUUUGAUAUAGAUCAUCGUUUUCAUCGUGUUCGAGGAUGAAAAAAUUAACUGAGGAGAAGGGGGUGAGGUCAGUGUUAUAGUAGNAGUCAAAGAAUUGAUGAGCCGAAAUUUCGCCGUAAUAUAGUGUUUAUGGUUUCCUUCGAUUCUGUUCAAAACGUACCACGAUAGAAAUGCCCGAUAAUUAAAAGUUUGCUAAUAAUUUGAUAUAGAUCAUCGUUUUCAUCGUGUUCGAGGAUGAAAAAAUUAACUGAGGAGAAGGGGGUGAGGUCAGUGUUAUAGUAGAAUGCGAGCGUGGUUGUUGUCUCCCGGAAGCAAACGUGAAAGGUUUUAACAGAUUCCCUGAUCCCUUUAAACUUUAAGGUCUUCGACAAAGUCUAGUUUAGGGAUAGGGAAUCUGUUGGAGUGUUUCACAACAAUGUUUACCUCGUUUACCUGCCAGUCUGCAAGUCUGCAGUCUGCGUUUGUCGCACACCGGUGGAAAUCUUGUGCAUAAACAAAAAACGGUGGGAGAACGACUCGCUAUAAAAAUUAAAUACAGUAUAUCCAAAUCAGCUGAACAGGCUUAAAAAAAGUGCGGGAAAAAUUGCAUUGCCUGUUUUCGGAAGCUUCCCAAACGGAAAGUCGCGAAACAUUUGAUUUUCCUUCCGGAAUUUCCAGUUUUCCCAUGUAAAUGGUAAGUUCCCCCAGUCACCUCUUCAAUAGUUCUGCCAUGAAUACUCUGUUUAUGGAGUGUUAAUGAAAAUGGCUGAACACAGUUUUGCGGGCGGUCAGCGGUAACUCGCGUGACGGCGCGUGUUUUAAAUUAGACAAACAAACAUGGCGGCGAAAAAAGCAAUGGUACAGAGAAGGCAAUUUCUCAAAAUCUAGUCAUUAAAAUUUUGUGAUAUUUCGCAGAAUUUUUACUUUUAACGUAUUUUAAAUAAUGAGAACUUUAAAAUGGCAGUUGAACGGACGAUUUUUGUGACACAUUUGAUAAUUACAAUACAAAUAUACCUGGUUUUUUGAAAACCGGGCUACUAAAAAAUGUCAGUCUCUCGCACUGAUUGUUAAUUUGAUGGCCCUUGUUACUUGAAAAGUAAAAUCUCACCUCAAAAAGAAAUUAUUGAAUACAUGACCUUCCAUUUGAUAGAAUCAUCUGUCUUGAAAGUAACAAAAGUGAAGUUUUCCUCAUUAAUCUGGAAAAUAAGGCAUUUUAAGAAGCAAUUUUUAGUGUCGGUGUCACCGAUUGCAAAGCCAAUUCCCCUGUUCACCCCAUUUUUAAUUAAAGCUGGUCUCCCAAAAACAAUCUAAGCCAACACUGCUCAACAAAACCAAGUCCUAAAACCAGCAGUUCAACUGCUUGCUGACUAGGAACAUUAUCAACAGAGUAGGUCAUUGCUUGCAUGCAAACAGCACAAACAAACUGCAUAAGAGUGCAAAAACACAUCAAACUUUACAAAAACCCCACUCCCCUGGAAUUUAACCAGGCUACCCCAAAUGCAUACCAGACGAUAGCCCCGUGUCUGUGCAACAACAUGGCACCCAGCCAGACACAACCCCCCCUUAAUUUCAGUGAGACAUUGACCUUUGAAAGACAGGGGUAGCCCCGGUACAAAAACUCAGCAAAUCUGCACUCCAGCACAAAGCAUAGUCUUUACAACAACCCCACCCCCCUGGGAUUUAACCAGGCUACCCCAAAUGCAUACCAGAUGAUAGCCCUGUGUCUGUGCAACAACAUGACACCCAGCCAGACACAACCCCCCCUUAAUUUGAGGGAGACAUUGAGCUUUGAAAGACAGGGGUAAGCCCAGGUACAAAAACCCAGCGAAUCUGCACUCUAGCACAAAGCAUAGUCUUUACAACAACCCCACCCCCCUGGAAUUUAACCAGGCUACCCCAAAUGCAUACCAGAUGAUAGCCCUGUGUCUGUGCAACAACAUGACACCCAGCCAGACACAACCCCCCCUUAAUUUGAGGGAGACAUUGAGCUUUGAAAGACAGGGGUAAGCCCAGGUACAAAAACCCAGCGAAUCUGCACUCUAGCACAAAGCAUAGUCUUUACAACAACCCCACCCCCCUGGAAUUUAACCAGGCUACCCCAAAUGCAUACCAGAUGAUAGCCCUGUGUCUGUGCAACAACAUGACACCCAGCCAGACACAACCCCCCCUUAAUUUGAGGGAGACAUUGAGCUUUGAAAGACAGGGGUAAGCCCAGGUACAAAAACCCAGCGAAUCUGCACUCUAGCACAAAGCAUAGUCUUUACAACAACCCCACCCCCCUGGAAUUUAACCAGGCUACCCCAAAUGCAUACCAGAUGAUAGCCCUGUGUCUGUGCAACAACAUGACACUUAGUUUGACGGAAGCCCCCGUGAAAAAAUAUUAUCUGGGCCAACGGGGGCAACAGCCCGUCACUGCGGGACGGACUGUUGCCCCCCUCGUGCAAAUUUUCUGGAAUUUGCACUGAUUUCUGUCAGUUCCAGCAAGUUAUUUGAAGCCCAUGGUUAAGAGGUGAGGGUGGUUAGUCCUGAAGAGCGAGAUUGUUAUUUUUACACUAAAAGUAUCAGGGCUUUAAGCAAAUUAAGUUUUGAAAGAUUGCCUGCAAUGUGCUGGACUUGACUUAAGAUUUCAGGCAACCCGGUUUUCAAAACUCCAGGUAGAAAUAUAUUAUUGAUUAUCUAAAAAUCAGUCUGUUAAAAUUUGGUCAAAUAAGUUUCAAAUGGUAAUGAUUAAUUAUAGUAAGCUGUGUGCAAGUUUAUAGGAAAACCUAAUGAAAGAAUUUUAUGUAAACUGAGCAAAAGUGAAAUUUUAAGGUUGUAUUCAAUCGUUCAUUUUGUAUUGAAACUACGAAAAUGACAAAUUUUACCUGUCAAUCAAAUUCUUUCAUCAGUAUAUUUUUCACUUGCCAAGUUUCAGCUUGUGAGCUGCAACCCUUCUCUUGCCAUAAUUUGCCAAAUGACAUAUACUCACAAACUGCCAAAACUGUGUUCAGCAACCUUAAGAUCUCUCUCAGUCUACAGAAUAUAUCCACCCAAGGCCAUGGACAGCACACAAUGGGUGGUCACUGCCAGAAGCCUUGUCCUUGAACCCCCUCCCCCCAAUAGCUCUUUUUACCUUUCAGAGAAUCUGUCGGUUUUCUAACCUUCUCCGAAAAGGAUGGAAGGUCUACCAUAUUUGAAACAAAGGUAGUACCUUUUCCUCAAUGUUUUAAGACCCUGAGUGUUGGUAAACCCAGGAAUCGAACUGGGUCUACCGCUCUCUGGUCUUGUACCCGACCAAUCGGAACUAACCAGUUUUCUUGCCUCGGAUGGACUGGUUUCAUUUUGGUGGGCAAGUCACAAUGCAAUCCUUUUUAUUCAAAUAGGGGAGCUGUUUCGUAUUCUUUUUGGAAUUGAGCGAACUGGAGAGGAACUGGUGCGAGGCGACAGGAGUCCCGAAAAAGCAGCAACUGGAGGGGUCGGUGCUCACAAGCUUAAAAAACCUCCUCUUGCGGAUCAAAUGCAUGUCAUAUUGUGGGUCAUAAAAGCUAAUGAUAUCAGAUUUGAAAAAGGAAUAUACAGUGACAUAAUCAAGUUUGUUCAGCACAAGGCGAGAGAACAAAGUGAGUUCUUUACCUUUCUCAUAGUGCACAUGUCCUUUAAAGGGACAAAAAUAAGAGGAUCCCCAAAAAGCAUCCCACCUCCUGCGCAUACUUUCAUUCUCGAAUCCCGAUCUUCAAAUAAGGGAAAUCCCGUAUCCCAAAAAACCUAUUGGGGAUUCUCAAAUUAGGCCCUGUUUGCACUACGACACAAAAAUUGCAAAAAAUUUGAAAAUUUUGUAACUUGGUUUGCACCUAAGACACACGAAAGAAGAUACGUCAUUUUCGAUUAAAUCACAUGAUUGGUAUAGUUAGCGAAAUAAGAUGACCUGACGAAGGAUAGCUGUCAUGGAACAAAGGAUUUUUUUGCCUGACAAAAAAUUGUAGGCCUCCAAAACUUCUCGACGGCUUCUUUGAAAUUUGGCGACGCUUAAGGAAGUUUUGGUAGGUGAAAAAAAAAAAAAAAACGUUUGCACUAGAAAUGGCUUCCUGUUGACAGAUUUUUUGCAAAACAGACAAAAUUUUGCGUACUGCGAUCAGGGACUAAGGUUCUUUAAUCCCAUUUGUGUCGCUCAACCCCGUAAUUCUGAUUGUUAUGGGAUAAUCUCGAUCUAGAACAUUUAUUCUGUCUCCGAAUAGGUUUAGAGAGGAUCCAGGCGAGACAUCUCCAUCUUCAAAGACCCAGUAGCAGAUAGUUGCAUACCGUAUUUAAUCGAUUAAAUGCCGCCCUUGAAUAAACGCCGCAUCCAAUCAGACGGAAUGUGGCGUUUAUUUGAGGAUUAUAAGAAAAAACACUCGGUGCUUGUUAGUCUACACCAUCCAGACAAUUAAUAAUAGUGAUAAAUAAUAAACUUUAUUUAUAGCGGAGCUCUCGUGCGCGAAGCGCGCAGCGCAGCACCAUGGGUAAGAAAAUGUGGUAAACUACCCAUCCGACAAAAUUUGCUAAUCACGUGACGGUACACCGAGCGCCCGACCGUCCGUCCGCACCAGAGGGAUACCAAUGUAAAGUAACUCAAUCAACAGGUAUGGCAACCCAAACGCAACUCGAGAUUAUUUUGACGGGAAAUCGCAUAGCCACCCGCAUCUUGUAAAGCAGAAACAACUUAAAGAGUCAAUGAAGAGGAAAAUGGAAAGCGGAAAUUGUCUCUGUAUCCGUGUUUUCUUAAGUAUUAAGCUUAGAUUAAUUGUCAUGUCCACAAAUUAAAUUUGGAAUAUAGAGCAAGAGAAACACAGAGAAAAAGAGAAAGUAGGCGGCAGGCCAGCCAAGCUCAACGAGAAAAAGGGCGACAGAGAUUUAGAGCGAGAGAUAAAAAAUAAAGUAGACAUUUUUUUGUUGGAAGAACAACAUGAAAAUUUUGUAACGGCGGUGACAAAAUGAGAAAUGCUAGCGGCCACCAAUGCAAGGUGAAAAUGAGCGGCAGUGAAAAAACGUGAACGAAAAAAACGUGUAAAUAAGAAGUUUCUGGAAUUUUUUUGUUGUAGUCGUGCAAAACAACGGCAAAGAAAUGUACAAAAAAUAAAGUGUGCUGCACGUGCAAAGUUGAUUUUUUGCUAAUUAGACCUACUGUUGUUUUUCACCAUUCUCCGGCGUUGCCUUCGCCGCUUAGCAUUACAUGAUUUUAUAUUUUGUUUGAACAAACUAUAAAUAUUAUCGAGAGCUUCGCUUUUAGCCCUGGCUAAAUCUAAAUAUUAUAGCGCCAUUUCCAAAGCCCAAUAGCGCUUUACAGAAUUCAUAAGAAAGAAAAAUAAUGCCGAAUUAAAAACUUACAUCGAAUGAUAAUAAGAAGAAUACCUGACGAAUUACAUUAGAGUUACGAUAAAAAUCCUACCUAAAAACGAACGAAGAGAACUAACUGGGGCUUAUGCUGGAAAUGACGGCUUAAAACUCAGUCGAUGACACCAAAUUUUCGAUCGGGCUCUCGUACUUUCUCCACAUGAUACAUGUCACAUAGUUUGAGUGUCAAAAGUUUGAAAGUGAAGGGAAAGCGGAAUUAAAGGGUGCUAGUAGAAUGGUAGGCUACAUGUUACAGUGCCAAACCUGAUUUAUUUUUUCAUUAUAUUUCUUGCUGUUAUGUUAUAGUCAUUACGAUUAUCACGGUCAUCACUUUUGACGAUGAAAUACGGGAAUUGCCGAAUCCUGACGAAAAAAGAAGAAGAUUAAAGGAAGCAGCGAGGGAGGUCACUGGAAGCGAACCGAGGGAUGUCUUCUUGAUCGCGAACUCAAUACCUGAUCAAGAGUUUGACCCGGCGUACAAGAAGGAAGUUCUGAAGAUGUUAGAGCAAGCCUUAAAGUGUGGCGAGAGGUCAAUCAAGAUGCGGCAGGUUCAGGGAGAAAGUCUUAAGAGAUCCAUAUCCGAGCCUCAAGGUAGA